AUGCUGGUGUGGAGAGGAGCCUGUGAUUGCAAGGUGUUUGGGCUGAUUGCACUUGCUGGGCUUCUUGCUGUGAUAAUAAUUCACCUUGAAAACCCCUCUAUUGCAAUCGUUUCAAGCGUCGAAGACAUACUUCUCAGCAGGGACUUCCACAACAAUGAUGACUGGAGCACUGCGAAAGAAAGAAGGGCCCAGAUGGGCAGCCGCCUGGACUGUAACGAUUCGUGCACGUUUCAGCUUGUGGAAAGCCUUCCAUGGGACAUGCCGUUUCAGCCAAACAGCAGUACUGUAAAACCUCUCUACCAAGCAUGGAUGGAGCUCUUAACUAUGGCCCGGGAAAGUGUGCACAUGGCAUCUUACUAUUGGACUCUGACAGGAGAAGAUCUGGGUGUAAAUGACACAUCGUCCAAACAGGGUGAAGAUGUUUUCAAGAAAUUUGAAAGUCUGCUUUUGAAGAAUGUCUCCAUGUUUAUCGUAACAAAUGUGCCACCUAAGGUUCAACACUCAACUGAUCUUGAGAUCCUGGAGGAAAAAGGAGCUCAUGUAAAAAGGAUUAAUUUUGGGCAGCUGACCCAUGGUGUCCUGCAUACCAAAUUCUGGAUUGUAGACAGGAAACACAUCUUUCUUGGAAGUGCCAAUGUAGACUGGAGGGCCCUGACUCAGGUGAAAGAACUUGGCGUUUUGAUCACAAAUUGCAGCUGCUUAGGCAAUGACCUCUGGAAAACUUUCAAAACAUACUGGGAUCUUGGAGAACACAAUGCCACAAUCCCAUCUCCAUGGCCAAAUAAUUAUUCUACCAAUAUUAACAGGCACAGACCAUUAGAAGUGCAGUUCAAUGGAACCUCCACCAAGACAUAUUUUUCUGCUUCUCCUUUUUCAUUUUGCCCAGAAGGCCGCACCUUUGAUCUUAUGGCAAUUCUUGAUGUUAUCUAUGAUGCAGAAGAAUUUGUGUAUGUCUCUCUUAUGGCAUAUUUCCCAACAACUCACUUCAGUCACCCACAAAGAUACUGGCCACCUAUUGACAAUGCUCUGAGAAGUGUGGCGUUCAGCCAUAAAAUACACCUACGGCUUUUGAUCAACUGUUGGAUCCAUACAGAUCCUUCCAUGUUUCAUUACCUGAAGUCACUGAGUGUUCUCAAUGAUCCACACUCCAACAUCACAAUAGAAGUGAAAAUCUUCAUUGUUCCAGUUGGGAAUCACACAAACAUUCCUUUUGCAAGGCUGAAUCACAACAAAUACAUGGUGACUGACAAGACAGCUUAUAUCGGGACUUCUAACUGGGCUGAAGAAUACUUCAGUAUCACUGCAGGUGUGGGACUGAUUGCCGCACAGUCUUCAACAGAUACUCAAAAGAGGAAUUCAUUAAUACAGGAACAACUGAGGUCUCUUUUUGAACGAGAUUGGAAUUCCAAAUACUCAGUAAAUAUGGAGGAACUGCCUGGGCAGAAGGACUGUGCUUGGCAACAUGGCUUUACAACUUUGAAAGAAUACUGA
Varanus komodoensis (Komodo dragon) is the source of this 1491-nucleotide messenger RNA. RefSeq names its product phospholipase D family member 4 (gene PLD4). The transcript is spliced from 10 exons. Gene Ontology annotation, cellular component: nucleus; endoplasmic reticulum; trans-Golgi network membrane. NCBI's taxonomy places the organism in Eukaryota, Metazoa, Chordata, Lepidosauria, Squamata, Varanidae. The coding region runs from base 1 to 1491 and encodes 496 amino acids. Gene Ontology annotation, biological process: phagocytosis; hematopoietic progenitor cell differentiation. The record is from RefSeq and is a predicted model, not a curated record. Gene Ontology annotation, molecular function: catalytic activity.